Wallemia ichthyophaga EXF-994 is the source of this 810-nucleotide messenger RNA. RefSeq lists its product as uncharacterized. The coding region runs from base 1 to 810 and encodes 269 amino acids. The record is from RefSeq and is a predicted model, not a curated record. Lineage: Eukaryota; Fungi; Basidiomycota; Wallemiomycetes; Wallemiales; Wallemiaceae. The transcript has a single exon.
AUGGCUCAGCCUCAAAGCCAAAACAAAUUGCUCUAUCUAAACGCAGGCGAUGACAGAACUUUUUGUAUUUUAGAUACGCCUCCACCACCAUACGAUGGGGGCACAGAUGGCCCUAGAGACGCCUCCAGGGAAACCACCGCAGAAGCCUCCACAUCAGUCACUCCAAGGGCUUCCGAGGAUUUAUACCGCGACUACGAUCCUUACGACGAUUAUGACGAGAACGCUCAUCUUCUAGACGCAGACGUGGACGACGAUCGAUCCACUUGGAAGAGGUACUGGUCUGGUACUUUAAAUCCCUAUCAGUGGAAAGCCCUCCUACAUCUUUCUCUCAUUUCCUUCCCGCUCGCUUUAUUUGCGUGGAUUUUCUGCUUCGUCGGGAGCGUCAUCACUGCCAGCCUUCUCAUCACACUCCCAAUCGGUUUGGGUUUUGGCUGGGUCGUUCUCGUCGGUGCACGCGCAAUGGCUCGUUUUGAACUUGUCAUCCAGAAUCACUUUUAUCCAUCCACUACGCAGCUACUCCGAAAAAGACCAAUAUUCCAGCGUAUUCGCCGCGUUAGACCGUUUGGUCACGUCGAAUACGAAUCUUCCUUUUAUACCAACAGCUUGGCUAUGUUUCAAGACUCAUACAGCUACAGAUCUGUCUUAUAUUUCCUCUGCUUCAGACCCCCUAUCGCUCUCUUACUACUCAUAGUCUCAGCUACUAUUGUUCCCCUCUCCAUCAUUCUAAUCAUCCCUCUUCCCGUUUUACUGAGAUUAGCAACUGCUUUCGGCUAUUGGCAGGCCAAAUACGCAAGAGAUGUACUCCAUUAA